AUGGCCCCGUCAUUGGAAGUACCGGUGGCACCUUCAUCGGUGGGGAACAUCACCGUUCCCAAGAAGGUGAUUGCCAGCGACAACAAAUUUGGAUAUAUUCCUGGCCGGACCGCCGUUGCAGAUCAUACCGACUACGCGCACGAAGACCUGCUGCCCUCGUUUCCCGACAUUCAUUGGGACGCCUUAGAAUACACCCCCUAUGAGGACCGCGGCCUGAGGGGCGACCCGAAAUUCCGCAAUCUGCUGCAGGAUGCCACCGCCGUCUUCGACUACAACCCCAAGAUUGGAACUGAGAUUCACGGCAUUGACUUAUCGAAGCUUACGGGGGCGCAGAAGGAUGACCUGGCCCGUCUGAUCGCCUACCGAGGAGUCGUCUUUUUCCGUGCGCAGACAAACUUUGAUAUUGAGGCCCAGCGGGAUCUGGGGAGGCACUUUGGAAAGCUUCACAAGCAUGCCACUACCGCCGUUCCGCGCAAGAAGGGCCUCGAGGAUGUCCAUGUUGUCUACUCGGGUGACAACGCCGGAGAUAACCGCGCUUUGUUCAGCCCAAGCUUUUUGUGGCACUCGGAUGUGACCUAUGAGGUGCAACCGCCAUCCUACACCUCAUUGAAACUCUUAACUGGCCCGCCCAGUGGCGGUGGCGGCGAUACACUCUGGUCGUCGCAGUAUGCUGCCUACGAUGUCCUCUCCCCCUUUAUGCAAACCUAUCUCAGGAGCUUGACGGCUCUGCACUCCGCAGACAUGCAAGCAAACGAUUCCCGCGCCCUUGGCCGGCCGGUCCGACGUAACCCGGUCACCACCAAACACCCUCUCAUCCGCACGAACCCCGUUACUGGCUGGAAUGCUCUUUUCUUCAAUCCGGGCUUUGUCACCAAGAUCAUCGGUAUUCCCAAGGCCGAGAGUGACGCCAUCAUCAAUUACCUCACCAACGUGGUUGCCACAACCCAGGAGAUGCAUGCUCGUUUCCAAUGGGGCCAGGAUGACGUUGCUUUCUGGGAUAACAGGACUACGACACAUUCUGCUUCCUAUGGCUUCUCACCACAUCGACGGCAUGCCGUCCGUGUGGCGGUCCAGGCUGAACGCCCCAUUCUGGAGGAGUCGGGCAAAUCUCAGGAGGAAGACCUUGCCACCUUGUAUGGGCUGCCGGCAGUCGAUAAGGAUGGGUCACGGCAGUCAAACUACAAUGACUGA
Messenger RNA from Penicillium canariense, 1191 nucleotides. RefSeq names its product TauD/TfdA dioxygenase family protein. Gene Ontology annotation, cellular component: cytoplasm. NCBI's taxonomy places the organism in Eukaryota, Fungi, Ascomycota, Eurotiomycetes, Eurotiales, Aspergillaceae. The record is from RefSeq and is a predicted model, not a curated record. Gene Ontology annotation, molecular function: 2-oxoglutarate-dependent dioxygenase activity. The transcript has 4 exons. Bases 1 to 1191 code for a protein of 396 amino acids.